AUGAACGAACAGGAGCUUGCUGAUGUUGAGGCGUUUGUCCAACAUGUGACGAGGAUGAAAAUUGAGACUAAGGUUGAGGUUGUUGAUGAGAAUGAGAUUGUUGAGGGUGACGUUGGAACUCUGGUGAUAAAAUUGGAUCGCGAGAAUCUGCAGAAGGGCGAGGCGGCUGGACCAGUGCAUGCACCGUAUUAUCCUAGAGCUAAAUUCGAGGAGUGGUGGAUUUUCUUGUAA
Molecule: messenger RNA, 231 nt
Organism: Perkinsus marinus ATCC 50983
Lineage: Eukaryota; Perkinsozoa; Perkinsida; Perkinsidae
Exons: 2
Coding region: 1-231 (76 amino acids)
Biological process (GO): SRP-dependent cotranslational protein targeting to membrane; post-translational protein targeting to endoplasmic reticulum membrane
Cellular component (GO): Sec62/Sec63 complex
Molecular function (GO): RNA binding; transmembrane protein transporter activity
Source: RefSeq, a predicted model, not a curated record